Quercus lobata is the source of this 1592-nucleotide messenger RNA. RefSeq lists its product as uncharacterized. The transcript is spliced from 2 exons. NCBI's taxonomy places the organism in Eukaryota, Viridiplantae, Streptophyta, Magnoliopsida, Fagales, Fagaceae. The record is from RefSeq and is a predicted model, not a curated record. Gene Ontology annotation, molecular function: protein binding. Bases 238 to 1410 code for a protein of 390 amino acids.
AGACCAAAAGAAAGAUAAUAGGAUAAGGGGUAAAAAAGUCUUUUUAAAACUCAUUUUCUUCCCUUUCACUUUCCCUUCCCCUUCCUCUCAUAUUUGUACCAAACCAAAGAGGUGAAAACUGUGUCCUUGUUCCCUUUUCAGUUUACUCCCCACCAUUUUCGAUCCACUCUCUUUUCCACCCAACCAAACAGACUGUUAAGGUGGUCACUUAGUUUGACAGAGAACAUCAAAGCAGGCAUGGUACUACAAGGGGGCAGUGACUUAAAUCUCAAGGGGCCAAGAAGUAAGAAGAAAAAGAUGGUUGAUACUAGUAAUUGGAGGCCAUGGUCGGAGCUCCAUGAGGUUUUGCUUCAUCUGAUAGCAAAUCAGCUGGGUGCUAUAGACUAUCUUAUGUUUGGCUGUGUCUGCAAAGGAUGGAGAUUGUAUGUUGCAGCUCAUAGGAAAGAGUUUAUGGCAUCCCAACCACCACUUCUUGUCUUCUUAUCAACACAAGCUAAGAGAGCUUGUCAUUUCUACAGCAUCUUUGAUCGAAGGUUGUACAAGGCAAUACUGCCGAGCCUUGUUGGCAAAACAUGUUCCGGUCUUUCUUGUGGGUACUUUGUCUUGGAAGACCGGAAAAAAAGAGCUGAUUCUGAGAUUUGGCUUCUGAAUCCUUUUACAAGACAUGAACUCCGUUUCUCUAGGCCUCCCAAUCCUUAUUCUUUUAUCAUCCUUGCUUCUUUAGCUACGCCUUUGUGGGAGUAUGUAAUCAUAGCUUUUGACAGAUGGUCCCCAUUUUUACAAUUAUGUAGAUCCACAGAUGUUAAUUGGACUGUUUAUAAUUCUGAAAAUUUUCAGGGCAGUCCUACAAACAGUCCUUGGUGGUUUGUAGAUGGAGUUGUCUUCAAGGGUAAGAUAUAUGUUUUAACCGAUCAUGGUGAAAUUGGGGUACUAAACCUGAAUUCCCAUCCUUAUGUGACCCUGCUGGAAAUACAAAGCAUUGGAUGCAGCAGCUUUGAAUUAAAUUUACUUGCUUUUGAUGAGCAGCUCUUCAUGAUUCGUAGAAUUAUGUCAAUUGCGAAAAAAGAAGUUUAUGAGCUAAAUUUUUCGAUGAUGGAAUGGGUGAAGAUGCAGAACUUCAAAGAUCAAGCAUUGUUUCUGAAUGGUGACUAUAAGAGCUCAGGAUUUAGCAACAUAACCAGAUGGAGGGGUAGCCAACAACCUAUUAAUUGCAUAUACAAUCUUGGAAGUUUCCUGGAUGGUAGAUAUCCCGGGCCCUUUCCCAUCAUGGAAACACACCAUAUGGAUAUGAUACACAAUUCCUUAGAUGUUCCAUUGCACAAAAUAUCUACCACAGGUGCUUGGUCAGGUGUUCCAUUCUGGUAUUUUCCUAAUCUAUCUUGCAAUGUGGAUGCUUUCUCUGAUGACUAGUUGGGAUUUCUUAUUGUUCCUGUACCCUACUUAAUUAAUUAUUUAGGCAAGACAUUGAAGUGUUAUAUAUAUAUAUAUAUAUAUAUAUAUUUAUAUAUUUGCUUCUCAUUUCCCCUAUUUGUAACUCAUGAAAUAUCAAUGAAGAGAAUUACCUGCAAGAGGGUAGCUGGUGUCUUCUUCUU